AUGGCCAUGCACGCGCACACCGCUGGCGACUUCUACCAGCUCCCGCGCCAGCAGGGCCGCAUCAGCCCCGAAGCCCAAGCCGAUGUCGAGCGCUAUGGGCCAUAUGUGGCGAUCUACAACGAGUGGCAGCGGGCCCAUUUUCAGCCUGCUAUACAUCGACUCAAGCAACGCCUGAGCGUCGUCGAUGGCAGGCAGGUGCGCGAGGUUCUGGUUUUGUCCCAAGAGUGGGCCCUUUUCGAGAGUGUGGCCAUGCGCCACCUCAAGCUCACGCCGAACUUGCGCGCGCACCUGCUCAGUACCACCAAAAAGCUUCUCGACAUGGUCGGCAAGUACUGGGGCAACUACUAUGCUGCUGUGGAAAGGCGCUCGCCAAAGGAACUCCAGAACUCGCCGUAUCUCCUGCGUGACCCAGUGCUCGAGGGGCUCGUCAAGGACUGGUUCAAGAAGGUCAAAAUCGACAGGCGCGCGCUGCGAGACGGCAUCGUCAACUCCAGUGCUGAGAGGGGGCAACGUUACUGGGAUAUCUUCCGCGCCGGCCUGCUUCGAAAGCUGACAGCCACCGAGAGAGCAAAGCUACGACAGCCAACCCAGCGCUUUCGCGAGAUCCCAGACUGGAAAGCGCGCUUCCAACUGAUGGCCAGGAGCUUCCAAGCAGACGUCGAAAUGGCGCCCUUCAUCGUGGACCCCAUCACUCUAGGAGGAGCUAUCGCGUAUCGCAACAGCGCAGCUUUCUACACCGACGGUCGCAGCAACCAAUUGCAGUACAUGGUCGACUGCAUUUACGAGAUCCUGGACCACAUCUUGACGUGGCUUGGCAUGGCGGAAUCCUGCGGUGAGGAAGCCAUUUGUGCCUUCCUCGAGGUCCAUAAUCUCUAG
Molecule: messenger RNA, 876 nt
Organism: Schizophyllum commune H4-8
Lineage: Eukaryota; Fungi; Basidiomycota; Agaricomycetes; Agaricales; Schizophyllaceae
Exons: 4
Coding region: 1-876 (291 amino acids)
Source: RefSeq, a predicted model, not a curated record